AUGAAGUUUGAACCAGCUAUUCUUAUUCCUGCCUUGCUUGUCUGCAACGUAGCUGGUGUUACUGCCAGUAGCAAGCUCUUCUCAGGUGCUACUAUUAUUGUCUGGGAUGAAUCUGAGCCCGAGCCUCGGGUCCUUCGCGAUGGCUAUUUAUUAGUCGAGGACGACCGGAUCGCAAAAGUCACUACUUCCAAGCCAUCUCGCCUGCCCAGAAAUACCGAGGUCAUCGAUACCACCGGCCAGAUCAUAAGUCCCGGCUUCAUUGAUACGCAUCGCCAUGGUUGGCAGACAGCCUUCAAGACACUUGGAUCCAAUACUACUCUGGCUCAAUACUUUGGGCGAUACGGAGAAUUUGCAGCUGCACCCCAUUUCAAUGCCGAAGACGUUUACUGGGGACAGCUCGCAGGUCUCCUAGAGGCCCUGAAUGCCGGGGUGACAACUUCGCUGGACCAUGCUCAUCACACUUGGUCGAAUGAAACAGCUUAUGCGGGUCUCAAUGCCUCGGUUGAGAGCGGAGCUCGUGUAUUUUGGGCAUAUACUUUCCAUGACGUUCCGACCCUGAACUACACGGUCAAUGAUCAGAUUCCUAACUUUAUUGAAAUAGCUGAGAGUGGCCUUCUCCAACAUAGCAAUGUUCAAUUAGGAAUAGCAUAUGAUUCCUUCGGCCCGAACCCUCCAGAUGUUGCAAACGAAGUUGCAAACCUCGCACGAGAAUUCAAUGUCUCGGUUGUGACAACCCAUUCUCUUGCUGGUCCCUUUGGAGUCUCUAACCUCCCCGAGGACGUUCACUCUUUUGACCUACUCAACACAUCGAUACCAGUUGUCUUUUCUCACGGCAGCUUCCUCACAGCCACUGGCGCCAACCUUCUUCGCCAAACCAACCAAUAUCUCUCUAUCACUCCGGAAUCGGAGAUGCACUACGGACAUACGCAUCCACACUCUUACUACAUCCAGGAUCAGGCUGCUCUCGGCGUCGACACCCACUUUACCUAUUCAACCGACAUUUUGACACAAGCCCGAAUCUGGUUGCAGAGUGUCCGUUAUUUCUUCUUUGAUAAGGUACUCUCCGGAUGGGAGGUGCCCAAGAACAACCCAAUGAGUGUUGUUCAGGCCUUUUCGCUUGCAACUCGAGCCGGAGGUCUUGCACUUCGCCAUCCAGAACUUGGGGUCAUCCGCGAAGGAGCAAAGGCAGAUCUGAUUGUGUGGAAUGCGGCCGAGUCGCCCUCACUUCUGGGAUGGACUGACCCCAUCGCUGCAAUUAUGCUGCACGCCAGCGUUGGCGAUAUCUUGCAUGUCAUGGUUAAUGGAGACUUUGUGAAACGGGACGGAAAGCUAGCCAUUGCUAAUUAUCCGACGAUUAGACAGAGGUUUCUUAACAGUGCCAGGCGGAUAAAGAGUAUCUACAGAGACUUUUAUUACCCAACCCUUGAUGGUGAGUUCAAUGGAGGGGGGUUUUACUAUGGGGAGGCAAGAGUUGCAGAUACCGAGAGAGGCGAGAGUAAUGGGUAUGGAGAGCUACAUCUGUUGAAAAGUUAG
This is a messenger RNA of Fusarium fujikuroi IMI 58289, 1533 nucleotides long. Its product is annotated as related to amidohydrolase family protein. Gene Ontology annotation, molecular function: deaminase activity. Gene Ontology annotation, cellular component: cytosol. NCBI's taxonomy places the organism in Eukaryota, Fungi, Ascomycota, Sordariomycetes, Hypocreales, Nectriaceae. The record is from RefSeq and is a predicted model, not a curated record. Bases 1 to 1533 code for a protein of 510 amino acids. The transcript has a single exon.